CGCAGGAAAGAAUAUGCCUUGCUUUUGCUUUUCAAGUUUUAAAACUCUUUCUUUCACCUCUUUUACUUUGAUCCUUCACUUUUUCUCUUGUACUAUUAUAUAUGCUUCAUUUCAUUUAGAUGGACGGUCCAAAUGCAGCAAUAGUAUAUUUGUCAACUGAAUGGCAAAAUCAAAGUCCCGCUCCCGCACCAGGUCAAAUGCCUACCCCAUGUAAUUUAUAAUUUACUCUCUUUUAGGUCUACAUUAAAAUCAAGGGCAUGGAAAUCUAAUGCAAGUGUUUGGUAAGAAACUUGGUUCCUUCCCCAUGUUUCUCGGUUAUGGCUCCCAUUUUCGCAUUCACUUCAGUUGAAGAAAAAUAUAGCAUUAGAGAAAGAGCAAAGGACAAUCAAAGGGAUAGAAUAGCCCAGAAGGGAUGAAAUGCUGUCAUAUGGGUAAAUUGGACUGGUCAAAAAAAUCCCCUUCAGACGUUGCUCAAAGUGGAUUCAGGCAUGGAUUAAUACUCAAUGCUAUACACUUAUCAUGGAAAUGGAGAUGCAAAUACGACUGGUGAUAGCAAGAAUUUUCCUCUUUCAAUCGCAGAGACAGAUGAGUCUGUCAACGAAGCCUGAAGCUGUCACUCAAAAACUCAAUUAAGGGAGCGAUUUCCCUGCCUGGGCCAGUGGCCUGCUUGGGAUAGGUACACAAUUAAUAACCAUUGUCUUUCUUGCCAAACGUAUCUGCCAACAGAACAAAAAAACGGGAUUUACUUUGGUCUUUGACAGGAUCGGGUCUCAACUUUCAAAUUAAAAUGUUAUACAUCAAACUUUUUCCCAUUGAAAAUCAACAUCCAUGAGAUAAAAAUAAGCAGACUAGAUUCAAAUCAAAGUCAACUUCAAUUACAGUUUGCCUGCAUUUCUUUUUUCUUCUUCAUCUUGCAACCAUGGCCAUGGUCUUUGAUGGUCUCCUAAGUUGAUUUUUAUAAUUCAAUCUUAAGCAAAUAAAUUAUUUCCCUUUUCAUGGCAUCUUCUUCAUAAACCAGUAUCAAACAUUAAAAAAACAAAGUAUCCAAUGAUUUUUGUUACACCAAACCUUCAUUAAGCUAUACAUAUAGAUACUAUUGUAGAAAAAAAAUGGAUUCAAUCUAUGAUUUGAUCUCACUAACACCCACAAAAAGUCAAAUCUUGUUAAUAUCAAAUUGUUAAUGUAGUAAUUAAAAAUCUUCUUAUCAGAAUUUGUUUUCUUCUCUUCUCAUGAGCAUCUAGUGCUUAAAUUAAGACAAAUGGCAUAGCAUUUUUAAACUGAAAAUCUAGCAUCCUUAUCCCACCAAAUGUAUUUAAAAAGAAAAACAGUAACUUUGACAUUUGAUUGAGUGGAAACCUUAUUUCUUACCAGCAGUGGUAUAAUAUAAGAAAAGAAAUCUCAACUAAAAUAUAAACCCUAAAUCUCAACAAAAAUAUUUAAAAAAACAGUCCAAAAAGUUACCGGGAAUACCAGGUAAUAAACCGGUCACUCCCAAAUCCCAAAUAAAAUACUGUAAACAAAAGGCCAAUCUUUACUUUUCUCUCUUUCCACUCAUUGGUUCUUUAAUUCUGUCUCUAAAUUAUAGAUAUUGUAAUUUCAAUUCUCAUAGACCGAUCUCUCUUUUUUUUUCUCUUCAAGUCUCCGAUUGAAUUUCUUGGUCACUUUCCCGCAUUUUCUCGGAAAAGAAAGAGGAAGAAAGUAUGGAAUUUCCAGCAAUUGUGUCAGCUUUUUUCUUAAUCGAGUGACUGAAACGACACAGUUUCAUAAACAAAUACUGCAAAAACUUUUUCCUUUGAGGGUUUUCGAGCUGAUUUUUGAAGACUUUGAGGAUAAGAGAAAUGAGGUUUUUUGCGAGGUGAAUUUUGGAUGGUAAUGAGAUAGCUCUGUGGGUUUUUUAGAAUUUGAAUGAAGCUUAGAGUGGGCGGUAGAAUUGUAAAUUUGAGGCAGUUUUCUGUGGUGACAGGCUGAGAUCUGUUUUUGGAGUUUUCAAGGGACUGAUUGAUGAAUGUAUGUACUGUAAGUUGAAAGUAUCUAUGCAAUUGUUUAUGUUAAAGGGUUUUUGAAGUGGCUUAAGCUUUCUAUUUAUGAGGAAUAUGAUGAUUUUCUGGAUUUUAUUAGUGGGUUUUUGAUAAUUUUGAGGGUUGGAUAGGCAAUGUUGAGGAUUGGAGUGAACUAAAGGGAAAGAGCUGAUAAAGUGGCAACUUAGGUCUGCUUUGAGGUUUAAAUAAAGCUGAGAUCUCGAUACUCUGUGUUGAUUUGAGAGAUUUCUUAAUCUAUGUCCGGUGCUCCAAGAUUAAGGUCGAUGAAUGUCGCCGAUUCUGAGGCCAGACCCGUACUGGGACCUGCGGGGAACAAGGCAGGUUCAUUGAGUGCAAGAAAACUAGCUUCAAAGCCUUCAAGAAAAGUUGAAAAGUCUCCAGUUGAUGUCACUGUAGCAGAGGAGAAAAAAGCCCUUCCAUCAUCUACAGUUAAUUCACUUUCUCCAAAAACGCAUUCUGUUAGUGUUCCUUCAGUGCUACGCCGCCAUGAGCAGUUGUUACAUUCUAAUUUAUCACUAAAUGCUUCAUGUUCAUCCGAUGCUUCCACGGAUUCUUUUCACAGUCGAGCAUCUACUGGUAGGUUAAUUCGUUCAAAUAGCGUAGGAAGUAGACGGAAGCCAUACCCAUCAAAGCCUAGAAGCGUUGUUUCUGAUGGUAGUUUGGAUUCGCCACCUGAUGGUUCACAUCAGAAGAAGAGAUGUGCAUGGGUGACACCAAAUACAGAUCCAAUUUAUGCUGCUUUCCAUGAUGAAGAGUGGGGAGUUCCUGUACAUGAUGACAAGAAAUUGUUUGAGCUGCUUGUACUUUCCGGUGCAUUGUCUGAACUUACAUGGCCUGCUAUCCUAAGCAAAAGGCACUUAUUUAGGGAAGUUUUUGUGGAUUUUGAUCCUGUUGCUGUAUCAAAAUUGAAUGAGAAGAAGUUAAUAGCACCUGGUAGCAUGGCAAGUUCCUUGUUAUCAGAACUAAAGCUACGUGCCAUCAUUGAGAAUGCACGCCAAAUAUCUAAGGUUAUAGGUGAGUUUGGGUCAUUCGACGAGUAUAUUUGGAGUUUUGUGAACCACAAGCCUAUAGUUAGCAGAUUCAGAUAUCCUCGCCAGGUUCCAGUUAAAACUCCAAAAGCAGAUGUAAUAAGCAAAGAUCUGGUAAGAAGGGGUUUUCGAAGCGUGGGGCCCACAGUCAUCUACUCUUUCAUGCAAGUGGCGGGAAUAACAAACGACCAUCUCACAAGUUGUUUCAGAUUCCAGGAGUGUAUAACAGCGGCAGAAGGAAAAGAAGAAAAUGGGAUCAAAGAUAUGCCUGAAGAGAAAAAAAUUGAUAGUGUUAUAGAAUCAGAAUUAUCCAUAGCUAUUGAUGAAUUGAGUUUCUCCUCAGAAUGAUGUUGGCUGGUGGCAUAUGGUGCUCCAGGUCCGAUCAUCAGUUUACCGUGUUGACUGAUUCACUACUCUUUACUUUUUGGGUAGUAAUGAAAGGUGGUCGUGUAUAAAAUUUUCAUGAAUACUUUUGCAUCAUGAAUUUGCUAGAUUGUAGAUUUCUAAAAAAGUAAGUUAAAAUUAACUGGUGAAUGUGCUGUUGAUGGGGCCUGUCUGUCAUGGAAGUCUUAAAACAUGAUGUACCAUUUAUUUGUAUAGUUGAAAAGGAUAGCAAUUAGAGAUCAUAUUUAAUAUACUAGACACUGGCUUCUGAAGCUGCAGGCUGCAGGAAAUUGCCACUGGAUCUUUCGCCAUCAGAUUCUUGACCAUUCUGUUAUUAAGUGGGACUGGUUGUGGGUGGAUUUAUUAAGUAUUAACGCUUUAAGUUGCUUGACAGCUAAAACUUACACUGACAAGUCGAUUUGCUUUAAAUGUAUGUCACAAAGGGUUAGGGGCAAAAUGUUAGUAUGUCCUAAAGGACGGGGGAGGAGUGCAUCUUACAAGACAUGCUUUCUUCUGUUGGGACCCAA
Molecule: messenger RNA, 3978 nt
Organism: Durio zibethinus
Lineage: Eukaryota; Viridiplantae; Streptophyta; Magnoliopsida; Malvales; Malvaceae
Source: RefSeq, a predicted model, not a curated record